Messenger RNA from Cuscuta campestris, 1908 nucleotides. The record is from the annotation of a GenBank genome assembly. Lineage: Eukaryota; Viridiplantae; Streptophyta; Magnoliopsida; Solanales; Convolvulaceae.
AUUUCCGAAAAUUGAGCGGCGGAGCCACUUAUCUCCCGCCGCCCCAAGCUCCGAUUGACUCCCCGGCGACCACGCGAAGCCGCUUUGUCCGCCGCCAAUUGAUCGCCCUUAUAUAUAGCUACUACUAGGAGAAUAAAGCAGAAAUCAAGAAGUGGAAAGCCAAUUGCAGAGAAUAUGGCUCCUCCAAUCUUCAUAAUAUUGGCAUCUCUACUCAUCCUAUCUAUUCUUGCCUCUUUUAUCACCCAAACCAAGAAGAAAAGACCCCCCGGGAGCUUCGGAUGGCCGGUCAUAGGCGAGUCGUUGGAGUUCCUCCGCGCAAGCCGCAGAGGGAGACCAGACGAGUUUGUGUUGGACAGGUGCAAGAAGUACGGCUCGGACGUGUUCAAGACUCACCUGAUGGGAGAGCCGGUCGCCGUCCUGAGGGGCCCGGCCGGGAACAAGUUCUUGUUCAGCAACGAGAACCGGCUCGUGGCGUCGUGGUGGCCGGCCUCCGUGCAGAAGCUGCUCGGAGUUUGUUUGGCGAAUUCCGCGGGCGAAGACGCCAGACGAACGAGGAAGCUCGUGUCGUACUUUGUGGGCCCGGACGCGCUCCAGCGGCUCUACCUCAAGACCACGGAUUUCGUCACUCGGCAGCACAUUCGGUCUCGGUGGCACGACGAGUCGGAGUUGAAGGUGCUCCCCCUCGCCAAAACGUACACGUUCGAGCUCGCGUGUCGCCUCUUCAUGAGCGUCGAAGACCCGCGCCAGAUAAACCGGCUUUCCCGCCUCUUCAAUGUUUUCCUCAAGGGGAUCAUAUCGCUCCCGAUUAACCUCCCCGGGGCGCGAUUCGGCCGCGCAAUGCGGGCGACCGCUUUGAUUCGGGAGGAGCUUCUAGGGGUUGUGAAGAAGAGAAGAGAAGCUCUGAAGUCGCGCCCCUCCUCCCAGGGGCGCGAUCUUCUCUCCCAUUUGCUUCUCACCCCCGACGAGGACGGGAACUUCAUGCCCGAACUCCACAUCGCGAACAACAUACUCCUACUUUUGUUCGCAGGCCACGACACGUCCAGCGUCGCUAUCACUCUCCUCAUCAAGAAACUCGGAGAGCUACCGAACGUUUACGAGGAGGUUUUUCGAGAGCAGAGAGAAAUCGCGGCGUCGAAAGAGGAAGGGGCGGUUCUGGAUUGGGAUGACAUACAGAAGAUGAGGUACUCGUGGCACGUCGUCUCCGAAGUCAUGAGGCUAUACUCCCCCAUCUUUGGGGCCUUCAGGGAGGCGCUCGAGGACGUAAACUACGAGGGCUACAUCAUACCCAAAGGCUGGAAGUUCUACUGGAAUGGCCCGGUCACGCACCUCGAUGGGGGGUUAUUCCGAGACCCGGCGUGCUUCGACCCAUUGAGGUUUGAAGACGACGGGCCCGCACCUUACACAUAUGUUCCGUUCGGGGGAGGCCCGAGGAUGUGCUUGGGGAAAGAGUUUGCUCGCCUCGAGAUACUCACGUUUUUGCACCAUCUGGUGACGCGGUUUCGGUGGAGCUUGCUCGUGCGUGACGAGAAGAUCGAAUAUGACCCCAUGCCCGUCCCGGUCGAAGGCCUUCCCAUUCGUCUUCAUGCUCACAAACAAUGAAACUCUUUUAUUCGCCGGUGGGCGUUGUGCAGUUGGCGAAGCUAAGACAAGAAGUGUCAAUGGAGUAAGACUCGAGUUCAAUUCGUAACAACUGCGUUGUGAGGCAACUAUGUUAAGCUGUUAAGCAUGUGGCCUCUGAAAGUACUCAGUGUAGGUUCCACUCUUUGCCACCAAUCUGCAAUAUAAUAAAUGUCAAUUUUAAUUCUUCUUAGUAACCGUUCGGCCGGGUUUGAGAGGAGAGGGCCCUCGGGAGGUGAGGCUCAUUUUUUUAAUGAAACUCUUUUAUUUAGUGGUCACUUUUUAUUGGUC